AUGGAGAGCAUCGUGGCCGCGAGUGACGCGCUCCUGUCUCGUGGGAACUCCCCCGUCGUUCACCACCUGUUUGCUGCGUGGCGGGAAGCACUCAGUUUCCAGGGAGACAGCGAGAAGCGCCUGUUCCUCCUCUACGUCUUGAACGACGCGCUGCAAAAGUGCGUCAGUCGCAGAUGUCCCUGCAUCCUGCAACUCGCCCUCGAUCCACUCCGCGCCUUCUGCGUCCAGGCGUCGCGGCGCCCCGCGAGCAAUCUCGACGCGAGUGCGCGCGUGUUCAAGAUCUUGAAAGUUCGGAGAGUCUUCGGAAACAACGAGAGCGGAGAUGCCAUCUGCGCCGCGUUCCUCGCUCUCUUGCGCGGCGAAUCGACCAUCGCCCUCCCAGCAGUUGACCCGGAGAUGUUGCAGCCGCAGCCGCCUUUUCUCCCCACAGACGCCAAAGCCGCCUCCACGUGUCUCCCCGCCCCGCCUUCGUCUGUCCCGUCUUCUUCGUUUCCCUCGGCGCUCGCGUCUCUGCCUGCCGUUAUCGACACUUUCAGUUUGCAGUAUCCUUCCAAGAACGACGAGCCGGUGGCCGAGCACGUGGACCGGCUCUUCGCUGAGGAACCGGGCGAGACGACGUUCAGAGAGACGCUCAAGGAGAUCCUCCACGCGGUUCUGUCCAUUCAGUCCACCGUUGCCGACAAAGACCUCGCGAGGCAAAAACAGGAACAUCACCUCGCGCAGCUCAGUCGCCAGCAAAAACUCUUGGAGGAUCAGCAGCGUCAGAAGCGCGUCAAGUUCGCAAAGUGCGGAGUGCUGCCCGAGGACGAGACGGCGGAAUUCGCGGGGCUCGCCGGCGAUCGAGAGACGGACGAAGCCGCGCAAAGGCGACUCAAAACACAGAUAAAGGCGACACAAGCGAAGGUGAAACUCCUCAUGGAACUCGAAUGGAAUCAAAGAAUCGCGCUCCAGGAGCGUCUCGUGAACCUUGCGGAGAUGGUGGAAGGGAGAAUGGAAGAAGUUCUCGCCCGCCAUGUGCGUUGCAGAGAAGUGAAAACAGUUCUUGAUCGAGCUCUGCAUAUCGCUACGCGUCGACAGCAAGCGUCCAAACCUGUCCUCACGCAGGACGCCUCUUCGUCCUUUUCCACCCCUCCGUCUUCUCUUUCUUCCGCGGCUGGGGUGUCUAGAGAGCCGUCCGCGGGUUCGCAGGCAGAUGCGUGUGCUCUCUCGGCUGGGCGCGCAGAGAAAGGAAGCGAAUCUGUGGAUCCAGAGGCGGACGCGGGGAGGGCCAGCGAGGCGAUGUAG
This is a messenger RNA of Neospora caninum, 1284 nucleotides long. RefSeq lists its product as hypothetical. The coding region runs from base 1 to 1284 and encodes 427 amino acids. NCBI's taxonomy places the organism in Eukaryota, Apicomplexa, Conoidasida, Eucoccidiorida, Sarcocystidae. The record is from RefSeq and is a predicted model, not a curated record. The transcript has 3 exons.